CCGAGGCUUGACUUGGUCCGACGUGGUUUGGUCAAGUCGCAACGCGCAAUCCCUCCUCCCUCGCCUCCAUCUCGUCAUCUCCCCAACCCUCCAAACCCUAGAGACGCGCCGCCGCCGCCGCCGCACCACCGACACCCGGAGCGAGAUGAGGCCGCGCGGCAGGGGCGACGACGUCGACGACGACGAUGAUGAGGACGAGUACGAGGACAUCACGCCGCCGCGGAGUACGCCGGAGCCCGAGCCCGAGGCCGACCCCGCCCCCGCCCCCGCGCCCUCUCCCGCCCCUGCGCCGCCGCAGCCCGCGCGGGCCCCGCUCAGCAGCCUCGUUGUCAAGCCGCUCUCGCCGCAGGAGAACGGCGGCGGGUCGUCCCCACCCUCUCCCGCCGCCCGCGCGGCCCGCUCGCCCUCGCCCGGGGGCGGCGGCAGCUACCGCGCCCGCGGGGCCUCGCCCCCGCGGCACCGGCGGGAAUUCUCGCCGCCGCGCCUCCGAGGCUGGGAGAGGCGCCGUUCGCCGCCGCCGCCGGAGAGGCGGCGUCCUGGGAGCCCCCCGCCCCAGCGCCGCCGCUUCAGCCCCCCGCCCCGGUUCCAGCCUCCGCGGCACCCGCGCUUCCACAACGAGCAGCCAGGAUAUGGAAUGCACAGAGGCCCUUCACCACCACGCCCACGCAGACCAGAAGCUAGCAAAUUUGAUGAUGCUGUUGGUCCACGUUACACCCAUGGUUAUCAAGGGGGUGGUAGAGGAAGUGCGAGGUUCCGAGAGGGUUCUCCGCCAUACGGAAGAGGAGGCAGAUCUUACGGGAGAGGCUUUGGUGCUCCUCCUGGAAAAGAUUUCAUUAAUAUUGAUGGAGAAUAUGUUCACAGGAAUGAUCCAAAUUUGUCACCAAGAGAAGGUGAUUGGAUAUGCCAGAAUCCAAAUUGUGGAAAUCUCAAUUUUGCUCGGCGCACUCACUGUAACAACUGCAACAAGUUCCGCUAUUCAGCACGUGAAGCAUAUGAACCUAGGCGCAGCCCUCCAAGGGGUUACCCUAGUCCUCCACGAGGGCCUCCAAGGAUGGUUGGUCCACCUGGUGAUCGAGCCCCCCCAAGAGAGAUGUCCAGGUACAGAUCACCACCUCAAGGCUGGGGUGUGGGUGAUCCUAGGGGAUAUGCAGCUCGAUCCCCUCCGGAACGCCCAGUACGGUUCACAGAUCCAUCACCUAAGGAAAGAAUGGGCUUCCGUGGUGAGCGUGACCUGAGGGACCGUGCAAAGUUUGAGUGGUCUGACACUGAUGACUACGGCCGGAGGGAGCGCCCGCACGAUGAUUAUCUUGACAGAAGUAGGCGUCGCUCAGGGUCUCCUCGGGCUAACUGGGGGAAUGAUCUGCGUGACAGAAGCCGCACCCCUCCACGGAACAGGCUGAUGAAGAGUUCCUUCACUGGCAGGGGUCGACCAGAAGACUAUGCUGGUGAUCCAUAUGCAAGCCGAGGGAGACCCAACAGUAUGGAGGCUGGCCGGGGGCGUGGGCAUGGUUACAGACCAGGAGGUGGUCCAUACCCCAGUGAGGGUAGAGGUGACCGACGCCCUGCUCCGCGUGGUAGGAAUGAAGAUAACUACUAGAUCAUCAAGACAAAGCAGUUGGGCGAUGCAUUUGGGCUUUAGUUGGUCCGGAGAGGAAAACCUAGUCAAGCUGGUGGUUGAGAAUGUCUGCAGCCUGUAAUAUUAAAGAUUCUGUAAUGUGUCCUGAACCGUGGUAACUGUUGCUCGAUGCUGUGAGGUUACAAUUGACUUCUGUGACUAGACGCAUGUUGAGCUACUUCCUACUUGGGCUGCUUAGUGAUGGCAAUUGAUUAUUUGAUUCUCCUUU
This is a messenger RNA of Panicum hallii, 1844 nucleotides long. Its product is annotated as proline-rich protein 2. NCBI's taxonomy places the organism in Eukaryota, Viridiplantae, Streptophyta, Magnoliopsida, Poales, Poaceae. Bases 146 to 1597 code for a protein of 483 amino acids. Gene Ontology annotation, molecular function: RNA binding; transcription coregulator activity. Gene Ontology annotation, biological process: regulation of DNA-templated transcription. Gene Ontology annotation, cellular component: nucleus. The transcript is spliced from 3 exons. The record is from RefSeq and is a predicted model, not a curated record.